Molecule: messenger RNA, 2730 nt
Organism: Gadus macrocephalus (Pacific cod)
Lineage: Eukaryota; Metazoa; Chordata; Actinopteri; Gadiformes; Gadidae
Gene: actr5
Product: actin related protein 5
Biological process (GO): regulation of DNA-templated transcription
Cellular component (GO): Ino80 complex; cytoplasm
Source: RefSeq, a predicted model, not a curated record
GUAUCCCUACUCGUACUAUUUUAGAGUGACACACAUUCAAAAUGUCGACCAAAACAGAACCAGUGUGCCAAAUAUUCACAUUUCGGGACUGCAAAACAUCCCCCGACCCGAUUUAUGAGAUCCCUGCCCAGUGUUUACAUCCAUCCGGUCCGUUAGUGAUCGAUAACGGCUCCUUCCACACCCGGGCCGGCUGGGCGUGCAAAGGGGAUGAACUGGGCUCCCCAAGGCUGCUCUUCAGGUCCGUGGCUGCGAGGAGCCGAGGAGCCGCUCGGAGCGAAACCCAGAUCGGAAACGACAUCUCCAGCAUUGAACCGCGAUGGCUCCUCAAGAGCCAGUUCGAUAGGAACGUGGUGGUCAACUUCGUCCAGGAGCUGAUAUUCGAUCACAUAUUCACGCACAUGGGCAUCACCAUCAGAGGUAAUGUGGAGCAUCCCGUGGUGGACGAGGCUCCGUGCAACCCGCUGCAUUGUCGUCAGAUGAUGCCGAAGCUGCUGUUUGAGUGCUACCAGGUGCCCCACGUCUCCUACGGCGUGGACGCCCUGUACAGCUUCAACAGCAACAACGCUCAGCGGGGCCUGGAGGGUCCUCAGACCGGCAUCGUCCUUUCCUCCGGAUACCACUGCUCACACACUCCUGUGAUCAACGGAAGGCUGGACGCGGGGAACGCUCAGCGUGUGAACGUGGGCGGCAGCCAGGCGGCGUCGUACCUGCUGCGGCUGCUGCAGCUCAAGUACCCGGGUCACCUGGCGGCCGUGACGCUCAGUCGCAUGGAGGAGCUGCUGCACGAGCACAGCUACACGGCCGUGGACUACCACAAAGAGCUGGAGCGCUGGCGCAGCCCCGACUUCUACGAGCGCGAGGUCCACCGCAUGCAGCUGCCCUUCUCGGCCAAGGCGGCCCCCGGGGCCUGCGCCAGCGCCGAGGAGCGGCAGGCGCGCGCGCAGCAGCUGCGGCGGCUGCAGGAGAACAACGCGCGGCGCCGCGAGGAGAAGCUGCAGCACGACCAGGAGCGGCUGGACAAGCUGCUGGCCGUGCAGGAGCUGCUGGACGACGGCCUUCUGGAGUCGUUCCACAACCUGGUGGAGCUCAACAUGGACUCGGCGGAGGAGCUCCAGUCCUACGUCACCAAGCUGCAGCUGGCGGUGGAGCAGGGCCGGCUGCGGCUGCUGGGGGGCGACGGCGCCGAGGGGAGGGCCGAGGGGUCCGAGCUGGACCCGCAGAUGGAUGAGGGGGACGGCGUGGCCCUGAUGGACCCGGACCUCCCCCCGGACAACGCCCUGAUGGACAAGUCCGCCAGCGUUCAGCCCCAGUUCAACAUGGCCGAGUACCACCAGCUGUUUGUGGGGACGGAGCGCCUGCGCUGCCCGGAGAUCGUGUUCCAGCCCUCGCUGACGGGCGAGGACCAGAUGGGCGUCAUGGAGACCCUGCAGCACGUCCUGGCCAGGUACACUCCAUCGCAGCAGGAGGCGCUGGUGAGCAACGUGUUCCUGACCGGAGGGAACAUGCUGUACCCAGGCAUGAAGGAGAGAGUGGAGAGAGAGCUGCUGGCUAUGAGACCCUUCCAGUCCCACUACAAGGUGACCCUGGCCGCCCGGCCGGCGUUGGACGCCUGGUACGGGGCCCGGGACUGGGCCCUGGGGGGCCCGCCCAGCGGGGGGGGGGGGCCGGCGGAGGGCUGGGUCAGCAGGCGGGACUACGAGGAGAAGGGCGGCGACUACCUCAGCGAACACCGCGCCUCCAACGCCUUCGUCUCCAUGAGGAUGGCCAAGCCCGCCCCCUCCGUCCCCCGCCCCGCCGAACCCGCCGUCGCCACGGCGACCGGGGACACGCCCACGGCCGCUGCGGCGGUGGGCGUGGCGCCGGGAGGACCGGCCGUCCCCGCCGCCUCCGUUCCCGCCUCUGUGGAGGCGGAGGCUCAGAUGGUCACGUCCUAGGACGUCUAAAUAGAGCAGAUCUAUGAGAUGGACGUUUAAAUAGAGCAGAUCUAUGUGAUGGACGUUUAAAUAGAGCAGAUCUAUGAGAUGGACGUCUAAACAGAGCAGAUCUAUGAGAUGGACGUUUAAAUAGAGCAGAUCUAUGAGAUGGACGUUUAAAUAGAGCAGAUCUAUGAGAUGGACGUUUAAAUAGAGCAGAUCUAUGUGAUGGACGUUUAAAUAGAGCAGAUCUAUGAGAUGGACGUUUAAAUAGAGCAGAUCUAUGAGAUGGACGUUUAAAUAGAGCAGGUCUAUGUGAUGGACGUCUAAAUAGAGCAGGUCUAUGAGAUGGACGUUUAAAUAGAGCAGGUCUAUGAGAUGGACGUCUAAAUAGAGCAGAUCUAUGUGAUGGUUGGGACUUCAUAGGACGUUUAAAUAGCUGACGCCAUUCAUAUUGAAUUGGUUCUUAAUAUGUACAUUGAUAUUUUUGUUGGUGUGUUUUAUACUUCUUUUUUAAUUUGACGGUUCUGAAGCUGGGCGGCUUCACCUCAUUCCAAGUCCAGACUCAAGUCACUCCCUGAGUCUCCUUGCUCGGGCUCUGAGCUAUGUUCUUAGUGUGUGGUCUGGUCACAUUGGAGGCCCGAUAUCUCAGUAAUGAAAGAGGCUGUAAGAAUAUGGUGUUUAACACAUCUUCAGUUGUAGGACAGUAGCAAUAGGUUUUGUAGUCAAGGUUCGGCAGUGAUCGAUUGAAUAUAUAUAUAUAUAUCUUUAUUUUUUUUCAAAAAGUCAACGAUAAAAAUAAAUAUACAAAUAAACA